Messenger RNA from Numida meleagris (helmeted guineafowl), 3784 nucleotides. RefSeq names its product apoptosis inhibitor 5 (gene API5). The record is from RefSeq and is a predicted model, not a curated record. Gene Ontology annotation, molecular function: RNA binding. Lineage: Eukaryota; Metazoa; Chordata; Aves; Galliformes; Numididae. Gene Ontology annotation, cellular component: nucleus. Gene Ontology annotation, biological process: negative regulation of apoptotic process. The transcript has 14 exons. Bases 189 to 1715 code for a protein of 508 amino acids.
CGCUGCUGGGGCGGGGGGAGCCUCCCUGCUGGCGGCCUGCUGCCCGGAGCAGCCGGGGCUGCCCUCGCACCGGGUUUUCACGCUUCGGGGCAGGUUGUGGAACGACCUUUGCGGCUGCGAUCCCGCGGGGGAUUGCGGGGGGAAGGACGGGACUGGAGCAGCUCCUGCGGUGGCCGCUCUUCUCUUAGAUGCGGCGUCCAGGUUAUUUACGACACAAGGAUGCCUACCAGGUGAUCUUGGAUGGUGUGAAAGGAGGUGCCAAGGAAAAGAGACUUGCAGCCCAGUUUAUUCCAAAAUUCUUCAAGCAUUUUCCUGAAUUAGCUGACUCAGCUAUCAAUGCCCAGUUGGACCUCUGUGAGGAUGAAGACGUUUCUAUCCGGCGCCAGGCAAUUAAGGAGUUGCCUCAGUUUGCCACCGGAGAUAAUCUCCCCCGGGUAGCAGACAUACUGACCCAGCUUCUGCAGUCAGAUGAUUCUGCAGAAUUCAAUUUGGUGAACAAUGCUUUGCUCAGUAUAUUUAAGAUGGAUGCUAAAGGGACCUUGGGAGGCUUAUUCAGUCAAAUUCUUCAGGGGGAGGAUAUUGUGAGAGAAAGAGCCAUCAAGUUCCUCUCUACAAAACUGAAAACCCUACCUGAAGAGGUGCUGACUAAGGAGGUCGAAGAAUUCAUAUUAGCUGAAUCAAAGAAGGUACUGGAAGAUGUGACAGGUGAAGAAUUUGUUCUAUUCAUGAAAAUAUUGUCUGGAUUAAAAAGCUUACAGACAGUAAGUGGGAGGCAGCAACUAGUGGAGCUGGUAGCCGAACAAGCUGACCUGGAACAAACAUUCAAUCCAUCAGAUCCAGAUUGUGUGGACAGACUUCUGCAGUGUACUCGCCAGGCAGUGCCGCUCUUCUCAAAGAACGUUCAUUCCACAAAAUUUGUUACUUACUUCUGUGAGCAUGUGCUUCCGAGCCUCAGUUCUUUGACUACUCCAGUGGAGGGUCUUGAUAUCCAGUUAGAGGUUUUGAAGCUUCUUGCUGAAAUGAGUUCAUUUUGUGGAGACAUGGAAAAGCUUGAAUCAAAUUUGAAGAAGCUAUUUGAUAAAUUACUGGAGUAUAUGCCACUUCCCCCCGAGGAAGCGGAGAAUGGGGAGAAUGCUGGCGGUGAAGAGCCCAAGUUGCAGUUCAGUUACGUUGAGUGUCUCUUGUAUAGCUUCCAUCAGCUGGGUCGUAAACUUCCAGACUUCCUCACAGCCAAGCUGAAUGCAGAGAAAUUGAAAGACUUUAAAAUCAGGCUACAAUAUUUUGCUCGAGGGUUGCAGGUGUAUAUUCGACAGCUUCGUCUAGCGCUCCAAGGAAAAACAGGAGAAGCCUUGAAAACAGAGGAGAACAAGAUCAAAGUGGUUGCUUUGAAAAUAACCAAUAACAUUAAUGUUUUAAUCAAGGAUCUCUUCCACAUUCCUCCUUCUUAUAAAAGUACAGUCACGCUGUCCUGGAAACCAGUACAGAAGGCAGAUGCAAGUCAAAAAAGAACAAGUGAAGACACAACCUCGAGUUCACCUCCAAAGAAAGCUUCGGCAGGACCAAAAAGGGAUGCCAGGCAGAUAUAUAAUCCUCCCAGUGGAAAAUACAGUAGUAACCUGGGCAGUUUUUCUUACGAGCAAAGAGGUGGUUUCCGGGGUGGACGAGGAAGAGGCUGGGGAGGACGUGGCAAUCGUAGCCGAGGAAGAAUCUACUGAGUAGACCAUCGUAUCUUCCCUGGCCCCAGUGGGCUAAAGCGAAAGUACACUCAGCAAAAGAUUGCUUGGAGUAUCGUUUCCUUCAAGGACUGCCUUCUGCUAAGACUGACUUAAAUGUUCUUUAUACCUUUGUAUGUAUGAUCUACUUUUCUAACGGACUACAACUUGUCCAUAGUGAAACUACAACUGUAUUUUUGGAUGCUUACAGUCAGCAGUUUUGGGUUCUUAUUUUUGAAGUGUCUUCAGGAUUUAUUCGAAAUUGAAAAAGAGCAUAGAUGUUUUAUCAAAAGUUACAUCUUGAUUGUUUGCAUAUUAACCUAAAAAUCAGCUACUGCAUUACUGAUACUAUGUAAUUGAGUUUAUGUAUUAAGUAAUGGAUAGGAAAGGCAUGACUACAGAGAUACGUCAGAUAAGCUUAGCACCUAAAGUAAUCCUUUCCUUGUCUGUAAUCAUAUUUUGCAAUAUGUGGAGAAGAGUACCAUUGUUAAAUUUGCUUUUAUUUACUUAUAAUGAACUUGACUGAGAGACAUGCCGGUUUUCUGAAGUUUGCAACUUUGUUGGAAAUUCAUUUUGCUUGUAGCAUGAAGCAGUCCUUUCACGUAGAGAUGUGGAGAAUGUGGUGUUUCUUUGUUUUGUACAUCUUACUCUUCUCCGUGCAUUGUAAUGCAAAAGUGAUGUUUUGCAAAGGAAUUUUAAAUGUUUGAUAUGAAUACGUGCAUACACUUAUGCCAUGAAAUUACAGGAAAUGAACAGGAAAAACAAAACAAUAAAUCACUAGAAUUAUUCUAGGAAUGGGUAAAGACUGAUGCAGUGAUUAAGCUUUGUAGACUGGAGCUGGACCGUAGCAGUACCUAGCUCUUUUCUGUGUUUUGCAGAUUUCUGGGUUAGUUGGCACUCAAGGGUUGUGUUUUUGUUUUGUCUUUUUACCGAUACAGUUGCAUUUAAAAAUAUAUAAAUAAAAUUGUAUUUUGGGUAACAUUGAAAAAUUCCAGCGAUGUAGUCGAAUUCAAGUGGAAAAAUUAACAAAUCCGUGCUAUUGUUUUUUUCAUAGCAACUUGGAAUUCUUAUUUACUGGUGUACACCCAGAAAAUACAAUGUAAGAGCACAAUGCUUUUUUUUUAUUCUCACCACUUAAAAUUUUUACUUCUCAGGUCACUCAACAUUGUAAAGGAAUUAGCUGAUAGUUUCAAAAAAAAAAAAAAAAAAAAAAAAAGUUGGGGCAGGGGAGGAGAAUUUCUAACAAGACUUCCAGGGCAUGUUGAUGUAAAAUAGCUUAGGCUUUAGAAGAAUGAAGAUCUUUUCUUAUCCUCCCUUUUUUUCUGCAGUCAUUUGAUAUCCACAUACGAAUGCUUGAAAGUGAUGUUUUGCCACCUAGUUCCAUUUGUAUUUGCUUGUGAAUCUGAUUCAGGUGUCUUCAUUAACACUUUGAUAUUUAUCACUGCAAUCAAAAGGGCAGAAUACCAAAAUUAUGUCGAAGUUGGAGUUAUUGACUAAAUUGUGAGUCUGUAUUUGCUCAACUCUGGAGUAGCAGGCAUUAAACUUCGGACAUUCCAAGACAUGGGAGCUUACUUGUAUUUCUAAAUACAUGCCAGCUGCUAACCUCAAGAUUUCAUCACUAAAACCAACAAACUUGGCAAAGAAUAUUUCAAGUACAAAUUCAUGAGAUCAAAGUGUCACUCUGAUACCAGGCACUAGAUGGUAAUAAGCUUUCAUUGAAGGAAAAAAAAAAAAGCUAUUUUGAGAUAUUUUGCACUUGUGGCUAUAAUUUGUUGUUUUCAGGGGAUUUAAAAAUGUAAUCUCCAAACCUAAAUGUAGCUUGUAUUUAGUGCCUAGUUAUUAGUCUAGCAGCUUGUUUUCUCACUGAGUUUGGAGUUUAGUUUUCCUCAUGGGGCUCCUGUUUUCCAGAGACUAUGUGCAAAGUUCUUGUAGCCUCAGAAGUAGUUAGAUUUUCUCCCUCACUUUCAUAUUUAAUUUUAAUGCAGUGAGUUCUUGUGGAGACACCUGCUUGCCAUCUUGAUGACUUGUAAAUGUUCCCCUAUGCUUUUGGAAUAAAUUCAUUUUGUAAUUUU